Messenger RNA from Nanorana parkeri, 864 nucleotides. RefSeq names its product olfactory receptor 1468-like. Gene Ontology annotation, biological process: G protein-coupled receptor signaling pathway. Gene Ontology annotation, cellular component: membrane. Gene Ontology annotation, molecular function: olfactory receptor activity; G protein-coupled receptor activity. The transcript has a single exon. Lineage: Eukaryota; Metazoa; Chordata; Amphibia; Anura; Dicroglossidae. Bases 1 to 864 code for a protein of 287 amino acids. The record is from RefSeq and is a predicted model, not a curated record.
AUGAAUGGACUCUUUGUACUCUUCCUUCUGAUCUAUCUGAUGACUCUUAUCAUAAACCUCCUAAUUUUCUUCUUGGUCCUCACUGACUACCAUCUGCACAACCCCAUGUAUUUUUUUCUCAGCAAUUUGGCUCUUCUGGACAUGUCUUAUUCGUCAGUGACCGGACCAAGAAUGCUUUUCGACUUGGUCACCAAAAGCCAAUCAAUACCUAUUCCUGCCUGUACAGCCCAAGUCUUUUUCUUUCUCUAUUUUGCUUGCUCGGAACUCCUUUUGCUCUCUGCUAUGUCCUAUGACCGAUACAUCGCUAUCUGCCGCCCUCUACAUUACCCACAAAUUAUGUCCUUGAGGGUAUGUAGUCAUAUAGCUGUUGUGAUUUGGGUCGUUGCAUUUAUUUAUGCCAUGGUUCAUACUCUAUGUUUGCUCCGGUUGUCCUUCUGUGGUCCAAAUUAUAUCCACAACUUCUUCUGUGACCUUCCACACUUGUUCCAGACUACAUGUACAGACCCCGCCAUAAACAUAUUGCUUGUCUUCACAAUGGGCGGCAGUGUCUCACUAGCAGCCUUUCUUUCCACAUUUCUUCCAUAUGUCCGGAUUUUCAGUACCGUUCUCCGAAUCCCCAGCAAAGCUGGAAAGCUGAAAGCUUUCUCCACCUGCACCUCACAUCUCACGGUGGUCUUCAUCUUCUACGGCUCCGCAAUUUUUAUAUACUUGGUUCCCACCUCCAGCAAUAUGUUUAGUAUGAACAAACUGUUCUCAGUCAUGUAUGCUCUCAUUAACCCUUUGCUUAAUCCUCUGAUCUACAGCCUGAGGAAUGCAGACCUUAAGGCAGCAUUCAUGAGGAGUUUAAAUCCCUCCAAAAACUGA